Molecule: messenger RNA, 645 nt
Organism: Zingiber officinale
Lineage: Eukaryota; Viridiplantae; Streptophyta; Magnoliopsida; Zingiberales; Zingiberaceae
Exons: 2
Coding region: 1-645 (214 amino acids)
Source: RefSeq, a predicted model, not a curated record
AUGAGCUGUACAGAUGAAGAGAAAGUGGAGUUGGCUGCGUAUCACCUCCGAGAUCAGGCGGUCACUUGGUGGGAUAUGCAGAAGACGAUCUUUGGGGAGCAGCAUAUCACAUGGUUGAUGUUUCGUGAUGCUUUCGAGAGGCAGUAUUUCCCUGCUACCUUUUGUCUUGCUCGCCGCCAGGAGUUUCUGAACCUAAAGCAGGGCGAUUGUUCGGUAUUGGAGUAUAAUGCAGAGUUCAGUAGGUUGGCUGAAUUUUAUCCUCAGCUAGUGGCACAGGAUUACGAUCGGAUGCAUCAGUUUACUAAGGGCCUUGCUGCAUACAUUCGGAUUCGGAUAUCAGGUUUUCCAGGUAGUUCCUACCAGGAGGUGUUGGAUCGAGCAUUGUUUAUUGAGAUGACUCAGCAGCAGAUAACUCAGGAGAAAGGCCAGGAUAAACAGUCAUCACAAAAGAGAGGGAAUAAGGGUCAGAGCUCACAGACUACUACUGGAGGAUCCUCUCGGCCACAGAAGGCAGGGCGGACAUCGGAUGGAGCAUCUCGUCCUCCUCAGCAUGACUGGAAGAAAGAUAGAAUUGGAUCCAGAUGGCAUGAGAGUCGGGAUUGUACUUUGAAGGCACAGUUGGAGGCUACUAAGGCUACAUCUUAG